CCAGGAAACACAUGAGGAGCACGAUACUUCUACUGAAAAUACAGAUGAUUCUAACCAUGAUCCUCAGUUCGAGCCCAUAGUUUCCCUUCCUGAGCAAGAAAUAAAAACUCUGGAAGAGGAUGAGGAAGAACUCUUUAAGAUGCGAGCAAAACUGUUUCGAUUUGCAUCUGAGAACGACCUUCCAGAAUGGAAAGAACGAGGAACUGGUGAUGUAAAGCUCCUGAAACACAAGGAGAAGGGAACAAUUCGCCUCCUCAUGAGGAGGGAUAAAACCCUGAAAAUUUGUGCAAACCAUUAUAUCACACCCUUAAUGGAGCUGAAGCCUAAUGCUGGGAGUGACAGGGCAUGGGUCUGGAACACACACGCUGACUUUGCAGAUGAAAGCCCCAAGCCUGAACUUCUGGCAAUCCGAUUUUUAAAUGCAGAAAAUGCACAGAAAUUCAAGGCAAAAUUUGAAGAAUGCAGGAAUGAAGUAGACAAGAGAGCAAAGAAAGCAGGCACAGACAAAAAUGAUAGUGCUGAUAAAGUUGCUGAAAAACUAGAAGAGCUUUCUGUAAAGGAAGAGAGCAAAGAGUCCGAGAAGAAAGAGACCAAGGAAAAAACUGAAGAAAAGCAAUAAAUCAUCCUGGGCCUUGCAGUUUUUCCUUUAUUCUUUUUCUUUCUUUCUUUUUCUUUUUUUUAUUUUUUACAAGGGACUUUAUAAGGAACUGAAUUCAACAUUGAGGUUGUUUUUUCUAAGCUUUUGCCCUUUUGAAGAUGUCUUCAGAAAAUCCAUUCCCAGUCAUGAAAAUGUACUGUGCUAACUUUCUUUUCCAUAGUGGAAACAUUUAUAGUCAUCCAAAAGAGUGAAUAAAACAAACUUGAAA
Molecule: messenger RNA, 866 nt
Organism: Pterocles gutturalis (yellow-throated sandgrouse)
Lineage: Eukaryota; Metazoa; Chordata; Aves; Pterocliformes; Pteroclidae
Gene: RANBP1
Product: RAN binding protein 1
Exons: 5
Coding region: 140-619 (159 amino acids)
Biological process (GO): nucleocytoplasmic transport; positive regulation of mitotic centrosome separation
Cellular component (GO): centrosome; cytoplasm; nuclear pore
Molecular function (GO): GTPase activator activity
Source: RefSeq, a predicted model, not a curated record